GCGAGCUGCGCCACUCGCCGGUAUAGGAGCAGGAUGACCGUUAUGGAAGUGGGCCUUCUGGCCACUGUGCUGGCCGCCGCUGUUUUUCUCGCCGCUGCGGACGAUUUUCCUCGAGUGCGAAUCGACUCCGGAUUAGUUGUGGGCACGAGAGUGCCAGCUGAUGGAACAGAGGUGGACGCUUUCCUCGGAAUACCGUACGCGGAGCCUCCAAUAGGCGAGCUUCGUUUUAGGAGACCUCGACCCGUGCCGUCGUGGGAAGGCACUUACAACGCGACAACAAAGCCCCGCGCCUGCCGGCAGGUGCCAUUCGACUUGCUUGGUCCUCUGGCGCUCGACUAUUCAGGUGCGUCAGAGGACUGCCUGUACGUGAACUUGUGGCGGCCAGCCAGGCGCCAGAAGAGCGCGAGGUCGCGGGAAGGUGACACCCACCGCGACGCGCUUCUUCCCACGGUUGUUUUCAUCCACGGGGGUGCAUUCCAGUGGGGUGACUCGGCGCUGUUCCUCUACGACCCGGCAAACUUUGUUGCCCUCACGGGUGACGUCGUAUUUGUGACGUUCAAUUACAGGGUCAGCAUGUUCGGCUUCUUGGACACUGAGGAUCCCAAGCGAGAGUCUGGAGGCAACUUGGGCUUGUGGGACCAAAACCUCUUGCUCAAGUGGGUACAAAGCAAUAUCGCCUACUUCGGUGGCGAUCCCAAGCGAGUAACCCUGUGGGGCCAGAGCGCUGGUGCCAUGUCAGUAGCACUGCAUGCGCAGUCUCCUCACAGCACAGGUCUUUUCCAGAAGGCUAUAUUGCAGAGUGGAGCUCCGUUUUCCCUGGUCCUGAACAGAGUCUUCAACCCACGGGGAAACUUUAAGAGUAUGGUGUGGAAGUUGGGCUGCUACAACGCUACCAAAGAAAGUGCAGGCGACACGUUAAGUGACGUGAUGCGCUGUCUCCGAAGAGCUGAAGCGUCAAGUGUGAUUGAAAAUAUAGAGUCGACGCCAAUUCUGAAGCGGUGGUUCGUUCCUAUUGAAAACGACUCUUUCUUUCCUGGACCAUUCAUGUCACCGAGCUCGUGGAAACCAUUCGGAGUUCGGGAUGUUUUGGUUGGCACAACGGCGAACGAAGGCACCAUGUUCUACAACAUGGUACUCAGCGCAUAUCCCGGACUUUCAGAUGCUCAACCCGAAGAGUACAAAAUGCUGGCAACAGCCGCACUGUCGCGGAUGUUCGGGAUGCCGUUAUCCAAAGCGCGGUUGCUCGCGGAUUUCUAUUUCGGCAAGGACGAUGCCGGUCGUAACUACGAAGAAGCCAGGGACACCGUAGCCGAGCUCGUCGGGGACGCAUUCAUGGACUGCCCGACUGAACUGUUCGCUCAGUCAGCCGCGGAGAACGGUGUUCGUGUUUACCGGUACUUAUUCGCUCACAAGGCUUCCCACAGCUUCGUGCCGGCGUGGAUGGGCGUGGCGCACGCUGCGGACCUGCUGUACACGCUGGGAUCACUGCCAUUCAUGAAGGACGAAGGUCGCUACACGGAACCCUUAGGCAAUAUCGGAAAGAGGUUCUUGCAGACACAGGACUACACGAAGGAAGAAGAAAAGCUGAUGAGGGAGUUGGUCCAUGCUUUCGCCCAAUUUAUUCGGAAGGACAAACCAGACCUUGCUACGGCAGGCUUGGAGUGGCCGGCAUACACGGCGGAAGAUCGUCGACUCAUCGCUGUGAACUCGCGCAAUUACUCCAUUGUUAAAACGUCGAAAAGUGAUAUUUGCGAUCUGUGGAAGAAGGCCGUCGUAACAAGUGAAACAAGCACCGAAAUUCCGGCUGUGGCACCAGCUCCAAGACAGCCGGAGAAUUCUCUGCCUUCAAAGAAGAAGGGGUCAGAAGUGACGCAUUCCACAUCAGGAUCAUCUAUUGCAAUGCCGUGGGAGCUGUUCACUGUUUUUAUUGCAUUUCGUUUGAUCUAGGACAUAAAUUUUGAAGACGUUACACGAAAUAGCGCGCUAAUUUAUACUGUUUGAACGAAGCCAAAAGCUUUUGCUUCUAGUCCCACUAAGAGCCUAAUC
Molecule: messenger RNA, 2046 nt
Organism: Rhipicephalus microplus (southern cattle tick)
Lineage: Eukaryota; Metazoa; Arthropoda; Arachnida; Ixodida; Ixodidae
Biological process (GO): choline metabolic process; acetylcholine catabolic process
Cellular component (GO): plasma membrane
Molecular function (GO): acetylcholinesterase activity
Source: RefSeq, a predicted model, not a curated record